UCUCAAAUCCUUAUUUCAAGUCUCUCCGCGCCUCUAUUUCGUCUCUGUCUCUCUGUGGUUGAUUGGUUUUUGGGGGUUUUUUGUAUUCCUCUUCAAUCUUCAUCCACAGAAUCCCGAAAAUCUCACACUCCUCUCUCUCUCUCUCUCAAUCGCCGCAAGAAUCACGUAUUUUGGAGCAAAAAUAUUCUCUUUUUUUCACAUUCUUUUAUUUCCUAGUGUGGUAAAAAGGGUGAUGACGAUGAUAUCAUGAGCCACCGCCGCCUCCUUUUCUCUUCGUUUUCCAUCCUAUAGCAUUCAAUAAAAGUCAAUUUUUUCGUCUCUAUUUAUUAUUUUUUUUGGGUUUCUGGAGUUGAGAGCUUUGCUUGCACGCGUGCUGUUUCUGGGUAUUUUCCGUUUUCCCUUUUGAAGUUGAAUUUGGUCUUUGGUCAGAUUGAAGGUGGGAAUUGGGUCGUUUUCUGAGGGUUUACUUCUUGUUAUUUUUUUAUUGUGGUACACGAAAUUUUAGACAUAUAAAAAAUGGUUGGUGAUGGGGUUUCUGGGAGUUUGAACUGUUGAAGGUUUUUUUUUUUCCUCGAGUAUUGAAAUAAUAAUCGUGUUCUUUUUUAUUAGAAAUAUUGAUUUUGAGUUAUAAGGUCAAUCCUGACGAAUUGGAAAAGGAUUUUGGGUAGGUGAAACUGAGUUCCUAUUGGGAUCACAUUUAUCUAUUCAUUUUUUCCUAUUUUAUUUGAUUUAUUUGGUAUUUUGGUUGGUGUUCUAUCUGUCAAUAACUUCUUGUCGAUCUUCCAUUGCCGAUUGCGAAAGUGGUUUACUACUUUUGCUGUGUUGAUCAUUCAAUUCAAACCCGUGUGUGUUUUUCGAUCAAAUUCGACAACACCAGAAUGGAAAUUUCAACCUUUCUGGUGAUCAUGGCUCUCUAAGAUAAGAGUCCUAUUUUUCUGGGUUUUGCUGUUUUGUUACAAACAUUUCUUUGCAUUUCUGGAUUUCUGUUUGGGUUCUUUACGAUGGAUUCAAACACAAGCGAGGAUGUUGAGAUUGUUAAGUCUCCCAAUGAAUUGAAUAAGCCAGAGGGACCUGUGAAAUCGAUUGCAAAAGGUUCAGGGAGUUUCAGUAACAAAGACAUGUUCUUUCGAGCUGAUAAAAUUGAUCUCAAAAGCUUGGAUAUUCAGCUGGAGAAGCACCUGAGUAGGGUUUGGUCGAAGAACAUUGAAAACCGGCCCAAGGAAGAGUGGGAGAUUGAUUUAGCUAAGUUGGAUAUAAGGCAUGUUAUUGCUCAUGGGACUUAUGGGACUGUUUAUCGCGGCACCUAUGAUAACCAAGAUGUUGCAGUGAAGCUGUUGGACUGGGGGGAGGAUGGUAUUGCCACAACUGCUGAAACUGCUGCUCUCAGGGCAUCAUUUCGGCAGGAAGUUGCUGUUUGGCACAAGCUUGACCAUCCUAAUGUUACAAAAUUUGUUGGAGCCUCAAUGGGAACUUCAAAUCUUAAGAUACCUUCUAAGAAUGAUGUUGACAGCUCCAUCCCUUCCAAAGCAUGUUGCGUUGUUGUAGAAUAUCUCCCUGGUGGGACACUGAAACAGUACUUGAUAAGAAAUAGGCGAAAGAAGCUUGCUUAUAAAGUUGUGAUCCAACUUGCUUUGGAUCUCUCCAGAGGUCUUAGCUAUUUGCACUCAAAGAAGAUUGUACACCGUGAUGUCAAAACGGAAAACAUGUUGCUAGAUGGUCACAGAACUCUGAAGAUUGCUGAUUUUGGCGUUGCUCGUGUCGAGGCUCAGAAUCCAAGGGACAUGACCGGUGAAACUGGUACCCUUGGAUACAUGGCACCAGAGGUUCUUGAUGGUAAGCCGUAUAAUAGAAGAUGCGAUGUCUACAGCUUUGGCAUAUGCUUAUGGGAAAUUUAUUGUUGUGAUAUGCCUUAUCCUGACCUCAGCUUUGCCGAUAUAUCAUCUGCUGUUGUUCGUCAGAAUUUACGACCAGAGAUCCCCAGAUGUUGUCCAAGUUCUUUGUCAAACGUCAUGCGAAAGUGCUGGGAUGGAAAUGCAGAAAAGCGUCCUGAAAUGGAUGAAGUGGUAAGAAUGUUAGAAGCUAUUGAUACAAGCAAGGGAGGAGGGAUGAUACCCGACGACCAGUCCCGAGGUUGUUUCUGCUUCUCUCCAGCUCGCGGACCCUGAAUUUUCUCAUCUACUUCAUUUAUAUGCCAUAAUAUCUGAAGUCGAAACGAAUAAAUUUGUAUACUUUCUUCUUUUCCAGUACACAUUUUCUCAUACAGUACCAAUCUUGAUGGAGCAUUAAGGUUUUUAAUUUUUACGCAACUUGCGGUGAUAUUGUGUUGUUGAGAAGGGGAGCAAUAAGUGUGUAAUGUUGCUGAUGGUGAGUGAGUUAGUCCCUGGAGGUUGUGUGGUAAUGUUUGAAUCAGCGAUGUUAUUGCUCCACUUUUUUUUUCUCAAUUGGAAGAUGCAUUUACAUACAA
Molecule: messenger RNA, 2464 nt
Organism: Tripterygium wilfordii
Lineage: Eukaryota; Viridiplantae; Streptophyta; Magnoliopsida; Celastrales; Celastraceae
Product: serine/threonine-protein kinase STY13-like
Exons: 6
Coding region: 1002-2165 (387 amino acids)
Biological process (GO): protein phosphorylation
Cellular component (GO): plasma membrane
Molecular function (GO): protein kinase activity; ATP binding
Source: RefSeq, a predicted model, not a curated record